Messenger RNA from Xenia sp. Carnegie-2017, 1385 nucleotides. RefSeq names its product telomere repeats-binding bouquet formation protein 1-like. NCBI's taxonomy places the organism in Eukaryota, Metazoa, Cnidaria, Anthozoa, Malacalcyonacea, Xeniidae. The transcript has 5 exons. The record is from RefSeq and is a predicted model, not a curated record. The coding region runs from base 168 to 1001 and encodes 277 amino acids.
UCUUAGCAGAAAAUGUCGCAAUAAUAAAAAAGUCGGUAAGGUAAAAAGGUUGUGAAAUCUGGUGAUUUAGUGGUACAAUUUUAAAGUCUGGAGAUUACAAAUUCUUGCUUGUUUGAGCUGUGAAGACAAAUUUUACAGUUUUAAUUUUGGUUUCAGCGUUAGUCAACAUGAAUGAAAGUAUAGAUGCUGUUGUGGCGUUGACGAAACUUAAGACUGCAUGCAUCACAAAGAAACGAGAACUUGAAAUAGUGGAUGAAAAGGAAGAAUAUUGCCCAGAAUCUACCAAUAUUGCUGAAAACAUUGUUGAUGAAUCAAAAAAAAAAUCAGAGCUACCUCAACCAAAAGUUGUUGAAAGAACGUAUGAUGUUCCAAACACUAAAAGAAAGGUCAAUAAGGAAUGUCUUGGCUGUCUGUGUGAUUUUACUAAAGUCAACAGUCGUAACUUCCUCAGCAACAUGCGCAGUAAUCCUACGACGUGUUCUGAACAUCGUCUAUUUGCCAUAAACAUUGCCACUGCCCGAAGAAGAUACCAUAAAUACUUAAUGACAAAAAAAGAAUCGCCGAACUUUAAUUUUGUGUCAUCUCCAAAGAUGAAUGCUCAUCAUAUCAAUAUACCUCACGAGAAAACGGGCAGAUCUCAUCCUGAACAAAAAAAUGUACGCCGAGCAAAAGUGCCAUUUUCUACUUAUGAAAUCGAAAUACUCAAGAAGGGCGUGGAGAAAUACGGUCCAAGGUUCAACCUUAUCGAAAGAUACUGUGAAUUUAGCACGAAACGCUCUGCCAAAACAUUAAAACAGAAAUACGAAAGUUUGAAUGUGCCAUAUCAUGCAAAAAAGAAAAUGCGCUGUCCAUUUUCCCUUCAAGAAGAAGACAAUUUAAAAGCUGGAGUCUCGCGAUUCGGAUAUAAAUGGACAUGUAUUAUGGAGCAUUAUGAAUUCAAGAAGGGUAGAACACCACAGAAUUUAAAAGACAAAUGGCGGAAUUUAUUAAAGUCCAGUUGAACUUUAAAUUUUAUUUUGCAAAUAUUUGUUCACAAUUGUAUGUAUAUUCAAAUUAUGUUUUCAAUAAUACGUUGUUAAUGAUAACGAUUCACUUUUAUCUCAUUUUUGUUUUUAUGAGCUAUACACCAUACAAUACAAUUAACGAUGAAGCUAAAGGAUUUGGUUUUUGGCAAAUUUGACUACUGCAAAAAAAUUGAAUCCUGAUCAACAGCCUUCAGUUAACGUAAAAAACGAAACAAUGGCUCGCUACAGCCGAAAAUUUAAAAUAUUACAACAUAUAGUGAACUAUAAGUUCACCUUUAUUUAUAAUGUUGUUCUCUUUAAAUUUAUAUUUGUUGCAAGUUAUAUAGUUGCCAUUUCAAUAAACAAAUUUUAGUCGCCAAA